UAUAGACGAAGGUCACACAACAGUCAGAUGAUUGUCUAUCGCUUUUGGUAAUCUCAACAAAGAUGAACUGCUCUUUAUUACUAGUGAUAUAUUUUAUUGCAUUUGUCAGUAGAGUGCAGACAUUGAAUAAUAGACCAAUUAUAGGUAUCGUGGCUCAGUCGACUAAAGGCACACCAGUAAAAGCCUUGGGAAAGUCCUAUAUCGAUGCCGCUUACGUGAAGUACAUUGAAUCAUCGGGAGCCCGUGUCGUCCCAAUAAAUACAGGUCUUACUGAUAAAGAGGUCGUGAAUAUAUUUCAAUCGAUAAAUGGAGUUCUCUUUCCAGGUGGAGAUGUUAGUGUAACAAAUUCUGAUUACGCAAGAAUUGGCAAUAUAAUUUAUAACCAAGCGAUGACAGCUUUUGAUAAUAAUGAUUAUUUUCCACUGUGGGGUAUAUGUCUUGGCUUCGAACUAUUAAAUGUAAUGGUAAGCGGCUCGUCUUCGGUUUUAUCUCCAAGCGACUCCGAAAAUUUACCAUUGCCACUUGAUUUCACUCCAGACUAUCGGGAAAGCAAAAUGUUUGCAAACAUUUCACCUCGAUUGGCAAAAUACCUCAGUACAGCACCAACCACAAUCAACUUACACCACAACUGUGUGACUUCGAAAACAUUUACAAAAGAAAAAAAAUUACGCGAUUUCUUUCGAGUGUUAUCCACCAACAUUGGCAGAAAAGGCACAAAAUUUGUUUCAACUAUGGAAGGAAAUAAAUAUCCAUUCUAUGGCUCGCAGUGGCACCCGGAAAAAAACCCAUUUGAAUGGACGACAGCCCUGAAUAUUCCCCAUUAUGCAAUGUCAAUUGAGGUCACCCAAUACAUGUCAAAUUUCUUUGUAAACCAAACACGGUUGAAUAGACACAAGUUUAAAUCAAUCGAAGAGGAACAAACACAUUUAAUUUACAACUAUUCACCAGUAUAUACUGGAAAUAUAUCAAACUGGGAACUUACUUAUAUUUUCCACUGACAAACAUUAAAAACAUUGUAUUCACUGCAAAUGUACAAAAUUUUAUGGAAUGUGACUCCCAUAAUCGGCAUUUAGUCGUCGCUAUAGCGUAGAUUUAUUAGGGUCUAACUCCUCCUACAUGCACAAUAAAUAACUGCAUGAUAAAUAGAAUGUACGCUAUGCCCAUAAUAUGAACAAAAAAUAUUGAUUUUUGUUUUAAAAUAUCUACCAAAGGUUGUUUUUCUUU
Dendronephthya gigantea is the source of this 1224-nucleotide messenger RNA. Its product is annotated as gamma-glutamyl hydrolase-like. NCBI's taxonomy places the organism in Eukaryota, Metazoa, Cnidaria, Anthozoa, Malacalcyonacea, Nephtheidae. The record is from RefSeq and is a predicted model, not a curated record. The transcript has a single exon. The coding region runs from base 63 to 998 and encodes 311 amino acids. Gene Ontology annotation, molecular function: gamma-glutamyl-peptidase activity. Gene Ontology annotation, cellular component: vacuole. Gene Ontology annotation, biological process: tetrahydrofolylpolyglutamate metabolic process.